UGAAACCGUCGCCCGCAUUGGAUCCGUAUGGACGCCCUGCGGGCUGCAGCGGAGCUGGAAGCUGCUGGGAAGGAGCAACGAGAAGCACUUCCCUAUUUCCGCUCUGCUUUGGCGCUCCUCGAGCCCUUGGAGGCAGGUGAAGACCAUCGAGUCCUUGCGGCCUUGUUGCGCUUGCAUGUUUCCAUCUCGCGCUGCUUACUGGCACAGAAGCCUUAUGAAGCCUUGCGGCAUGCCGCGAAGGCACUGCAGCUGCCGCCCCCCUGUCUGAUCGGCGGCCGGGCGACGCCAGAUGAGGUGGCCAGUGCCCAUGUGCUGCGCGCGCGGGCGGUGUGUGCCAUGGAAGAGGCCGAUGAGAUGUACUACGAGGAUGAAGGUGAGCGUUCUGCGCUGCUGAAUGACUUGCUCCGGGGGUUGGAAGCUGUGGCACAAGUCCAGCCGGCUUCAGAGGUGAAGGAGCUCAGGCGCCGUUUGACUCACCUGGGCUCCGCUCGAGGCACCAGACCCCGGUGCAACAGUGAGAUCUUUGCUCAGCCUCAGAGGUCCUGGCCCGGUGCGGGAGCCGCGGCGCCCAAAGGGCCUAAAGUCAGCGAGCCGGCUGGCUCCGCGCUGGCGGCGGCCAGGCGGCGACGUAGUACCUCUGCACCGCGGCUGAACGCUCUGAAAA
This is a messenger RNA of Cladocopium goreaui, 664 nucleotides long. The record is from the annotation of a GenBank genome assembly. Lineage: Eukaryota; Dinophyceae; Suessiales; Symbiodiniaceae.